This is a messenger RNA of Callorhinus ursinus (northern fur seal), 1653 nucleotides long. The record is from RefSeq and is a predicted model, not a curated record. NCBI's taxonomy places the organism in Eukaryota, Metazoa, Chordata, Mammalia, Carnivora, Otariidae.
AAAUGCACUACCUGCACCAGCCUACUGGCGACCGGCUGAAGAUCGAGGCUUGGCCAAGCCAGUUCACCCAAGUUGUCUCAUCUAAUACCCCCCCAAACCCCUGUGAGGCCGGGCCUGCCGGCCUUUAGGUGCCGCGUUGUUUUGAGGCCUCGGCCAUGCCUGCCCACGAGGAAGGCCCCUGAAGCUCGCCUGAAGGAAGAAGCAUGCAGGGCGCCCCUGGAGGAGGCGUGGGCCCUGGCCCGUCCCCUGUGGACAGGUGGAUGCUCCUGGUCUUCAGCUUUAUUCUGGCAGCAGCUUUGGGCCAAAUGAAUUUCACAGGAGACCAGGUUCUUCGAGUCCUGGCUAAAAAUGAGAAGCAGCUUUCAGUUCUCAGGGACCUGGAGGGCCUGAAGCCCCAGAAGGUGGACUUCUGGCGUAACCCAGCCAGGCCCAGCCUCCCUGUGGAUAUGAGAGUUCCUUUCUCGGAACUGAAAGACAUCAAAGCUUACCUGGAGUCUCACGGCCUUGCUUACAGCAUCAUGAUAAAGGACAUCCAGGUGCUGCUGGAUGAGGAGAGAGAAGCCAUGGCAAAGUCCCGCCGGCUGGAGCGCAGCACCAGUAGCUUCAGCUACUCCUCUUACCACACCCUGGAGGAGAUAUAUAGCUGGAUUGACAACUUUGUAACUGAGUAUUCAGAUAUUGUCUCAAAAAUUCGGAUUGGCCACAGCUUUGAAAAUCGGUCCAUUCUUGUCCUGAAGUUCAGCACUGGAGGUUCUCAGCGCCGGGCCAUCUGGAUCGACACUGGAAUCCACUCCCGGGAGUGGAUCACCCACGCCACUGGCAUCUGGACUGCCAAGAAGAUUGUCAGUGAAUAUGGCAAAGACAGCACCCUGACAAACAUACUGAAUGCCAUGGACAUCUUCAUGGAGAUUGUCACCAACCCUGAUGGGUUUGCAUUUACCCACAGCAUGAACCGCCUGUGGAGGAAGAACAAGUCCACCAGACCUGGAGUCUUCUGCAUUGGUGUGGAUCUUAACAGGAACUGGAAGUCAGGCUUUGGAGGAAAUGGUUCUAAUGACAACCCCUGCUCAGAGACUUAUCGUGGGCCCUCCCCUCAGUCGGAGCCUGAGGUGGCGGCCAUUGUGGACUUCAUCACUGCCCAUGGGAACAUCAAGGCUCUGAUCUCCAUUCACAGCUACUCUCAGAUGAUCAUGUACCCUUAUGGCCACUCACUGGAGCCGGUUCCAAACCAGAAGGAGUUGUACAAUCUUGCCAAGGACGCAGUGCAGGCCCUGUAUGAGGUCCACGGGAUCGAGUACAUUUAUGGCAGCAUCAGCACCACCCUCUAUGUGGCCAGCGGGAUCACUGUCGACUGGGCCUAUGACAGUGGCAUCAAGUACUCCUUCACCUUCGAGCUCCGGGACACGGGGAGCUAUGGCUUCCUGCUGCCGGCCUCCCAGAUCGUCCCCACGGCCCAGGAGACGUGGCUGGCGCUUCGCGCCAUCAUGGAGCACACCCUGAAUCACCCCUACUAGCAACACCACUCAGGGCAGAGCAGGAGCAUUCAUUCCCUUCCCCAAGGCCUGGGGCUCCUCCUGAAACCCAAGUGAUACAUGGUCCUCCCCACACCCUUACCCUGACCCCUUAGGAAAUAAAUAACAAGUUUGAACAGGC